Molecule: messenger RNA, 3034 nt
Organism: Striga asiatica
Lineage: Eukaryota; Viridiplantae; Streptophyta; Magnoliopsida; Lamiales; Orobanchaceae
Source: the annotation of a GenBank genome assembly
GUAAAUCUGAAGGAAAAAACAAGUAAUUCUACUCCAAUGGGUCAAAGGAAAGCUCGAUAUACCAACGCCUAUAUAUAUCGUACGCAUAGCCUGUAAACAGAAUCAUCUACAUCUAUCGCUUCAACUCACAGUUUCCCUUUUCUUGUCCCGAAGGCAAUCCCAUAUCUGAAUUCUCGAACCUCCGAUUCACUCAGAUCGCCGGAGAUAUGAGUCACCCAGCUGAGUCGUCCGAUUCGAAAGGUGGGAAGAAGGACUUCUCGACCGCGAUUUUGGAGAGGAAGAAGGCGGCCAAUCGGCUGAUUGUUGAUGAGGCGGUCAACGAUGACCACUCCGUCGUUGUUCUCCACCCGAGCACCAUGGAGAAGCUCCAGAUUUUCCGAGGAGACACUAUUUUGAUUAAGGGGAAGAAGAGAAAGGACACAGUCUGCAUUGCGCUUGCUGAUGAGACAUGUGAAGAGCCAAAGAUUAGGAUGACCAAAGUUGUCCGGGCAAAUCUGAGGGUCCGUCUGGCAGAUGUUGUGUCUGUGCACCAGUGCCCAGAUGUUAAAUAUGGAAAGCGUGUCCACAUACUUCCCUUAGAUGAUACAAUUGAAGGUCUCACUGGAGAUCUCUUUGAUGCGUAUCUCAAACCAUACUUUGUGGAGGCCUACCGCCCUGUGAGGAAAGGAGACCAUUUUCUUGUGAGAGGUGGAAUGAGAAGUGUGGAAUUCAAAGUUGUCGAGACUGACCCUGGGGAGUACUGUGUUGUGGCCCCAGAUACAGAGAUCUUCUGUGAAGGCGAACCUGUUAGGAGAGAGGACGAGGACAGGCUGGAUGAGGUCGGCUAUGAUGAUGUCGGUGGCGUUAGAAAGCAGAUGGCUCAGAUUCGUGAAUUGGUGGAGCUGCCGCUAAGGCAUCCGCAGCUCUUCAAAUCUAUUGGUGUGAAGCCUCCCAAAGGAAUCUUACUUUACGGGCCCCCGGGUUCAGGAAAGACAUUGAUUGCUAGGGCUGUUGCUAAUGAGACUGGUGCUUUCUUCUUCUUGAUUAAUGGACCGGAGAUCAUGUCCAAAUUGGCUGGAGAGAGUGAGAGCAACCUGAGGAAGGCAUUUGAGGAGGCUGAGAAGAAUGCCCCUUCCAUCAUCUUUAUUGAUGAAAUCGACUCGAUUGCGCCGAAGAGAGAGAAGACACAUGGUGAAGUAGAACGGAGGAUCGUUUCUCAACUUUUGACUCUGAUGGACGGUUUGAAAUCCCGUGCCCAUGUCAUUGUUAUGGGUGCUACUAAUCGGCCAAACAGCAUUGAUCCCGCUCUUAGAAGAUUUGGCAGGUUUGAUCGUGAAAUCGAUAUUGGUGUUCCUGAUGAAGUCGGGCGCCUUGAGGUUCUUAGGAUUCAUACCAAGAACAUGAAACUUUCUGAAGAUGUUGAUUUGGAAAGAAUAUCGAAAGACACACAUGGCUAUGUUGGUGCUGAUCUUGCAGCUCUGUGUACCGAAGCCGCUCUACAGUGCAUCAGGGAGAAAAUGGACGUAAUUGAUUUGGAAGACGACACAAUUGAUGCUGAGAUACUGAACUCGAUGGCCGUUACUAACGAGCACUUCCACACAGCUCUUGGGACAAGCAAUCCUUCUGCUUUGCGCGAGACAGUUGUCGAGGUGCCCAACGUCUCGUGGGCGGAUAUCGGAGGACUCGAGAAUGUCAAGAGGGAGCUUCAGGAGACUGUGCAAUAUCCUGUGGAGCACCCAGAGAAGUUUGAGAAAUUCGGUAUGUCACCUUCGAAGGGUGUUCUUUUUUACGGCCCUCCUGGAUGUGGUAAAACUCUUCUCGCCAAAGCAAUCGCGAACGAAUGCCAAGCCAACUUCAUCAGCGUGAAAGGACCCGAACUGCUGACCAUGUGGUUUGGGGAGAGCGAAGCCAAUGUGCGCGAAAUAUUCGACAAGGCUCGUCAAUCUGCUCCUUGUGUUCUCUUCUUUGACGAGCUCGACUCUAUUGCUACUCAGAGAGGAAGCAGUGUUGGUGAUGCUGGUGGUGCUGCUGAUCGAGUUCUGAACCAGCUUCUUACUGAAAUGGAUGGGAUGAACGCGAAAAAGACUGUUUUUAUAAUUGGGGCCACUAACAGGCCCGAUAUUAUUGACCCGGCCCUCCUUCGUCCGGGCCGUCUCGACCAGCUGAUUUAUAUUCCUCUCCCUGACGAGGAAUCACGUCACCAGAUCUUCAAAGCCUGUCUUCGCAAGUCCCCACUCUCGAAAGAUGUUGACUUGAGGGCACUUGCUAAGUACACACAGGGAUUCAGCGGCGCUGACAUCACCGAGAUUUGCCAGCGUGCGUGCAAGUACGCCAUAAGAGAGAACAUCGAGAAGGAUUUGGAAAGGGAGAAGAGGAGAAGUGAAAACCCGGACUCGAUGGACGAGGAUGCUGAUGAUGAGGUGGCAGAGAUUAAGCCCGCGCAUUUCGAGGAGUCGAUGAAGUUUGCGCGAAGGAGUGUUAGCGAUGCUGAUGUUCGCAAGUAUCAGGCCUUUGGCCAGACCUUGCAGCAGUCGCGUGGGUUUGGGACCGAAUUUUGGUUUGCUGAGUCAGCGCCGGCAAGCGGGGGAUCAGACCCAUUUGCGGCUGCUGCUGGUGGGGCUGACGUGGACGAUCUCUAUGGUUAGUCCUUUGGGUUGUGUUUGCUGUCCGGCAGAAACUCCUCUCGAGUCUUUACUUUUAAAUUAUGUGUGCUGAAGUUUGUUUUGUUAGGAUACGGUUGAUGUUAUAUCAUCGCGAGUUAACUUUAUAUAAUACUACUGCGUUUGUGGAAUGGAAUGACAUUUGCUUAUCAAUAUCUUCUGCUGGCUUUUCGAUAUUAUGAAUGUUUUUUUCUGUUUUGUUGUACUAUGUUGUUGAUUCACUGGUUUGGAGGAUCAGAAUAUUAUAUACCCAUGGCUGCAUUUGGAGUGAAAGGAUUUUUUUUGGAUACGAGGGGAGAAUCUGAUUUAGUUUUGAUCUCCAAAGUGGAUGGAUUUGUGAUCAGCCAAACCAUCUCAAUGGUUAAAAAAGACCAUGAGUUUUCAGACAUAUGGGA